CAUCCCCGCUCGUACUACAGAGCCACACUGAGGUCUCUGCUCGUAUCGCAUAGCGUUGGGAAGCUGGCGGACAGAGAGAAGUCUUCCCGUUCUGACUGGAUGAAUUCACGAGCGCACAGGAAGACGUAAAUAAAGAUCCGAUACGGCGUCGAUUGCAAGGACAGCCCGGGCUCUGGCUAAUUCCUUUAGGUGGCAUUAGACUCCCGCACAGCCUCAUUAAAGGAGCUUGGAUCAGUGUUGCUCUCUGCGCUCUUCGCUCCCGCUUGUCAAACCAAAAUCCCGAGCAAGCCAACGCGCUUACCUGAAAGGACACGCUUGCUUGGGGUGUGUGUUUGUGCUGUUUCCAACAGGAUAAUCACUUUCAACAAAUACGCACGAGUGACCCACCGUCGCCGAAGUCAAAUCACGGGGAUUACGUUUGUUUGCAAAGCUCUUGACUGCAGAGAACGUAUGUGUGUCCUCUCCGCUGUGUAGGGAGCAAAGUGCUGAUAAAUCUCCUGUGACUGGACUCGGGACCUGAGUGACGAGCUUCUCUGCACUUGACAGGAGCGGUUCGGACGAACCAGGAGUGACCAAAAAUCGCACUUGAGCAGCUGAGUGGGAAACUGAAAAUCCGGCGAAAAUGCCUCUUGCACAAAUCGCGGAGCCAUGGCCCACAAUGGAACUAGUGCAGCUCGAAACGGAGAAUGGACAGAGCACUACAGAGGAUGGAGUCACAACUGCUGUCAAGGAAGAUGGAGAAAUCAAAGAGAUCAACAUCACCCAUGUGGUCAAGGAGGGUUCAGAGAAAGCUGAUGCCUCUCAGUUUGAACUGCUCAAAGUCCUGGGACAGGGAUCCUUUGGCAAGGUGUUCCUGGUACGAAAGGUGACUCCUCCUGAUGCCAACCAGCUCUAUGCCAUGAAGGUCCUCAAGAAGGCCACACUAAAAGUCAGAGACCGUGUGAGGACCAAGAUGGAGCGAGACAUUCUGGCAGAUGUCAAUCACCCAUUUGUUGUCAAACUGCACUAUGCAUUCCAGACUGAAGGGAAGCUGUACUUGAUCCUGGACUUUCUCAGAGGAGGGGAUCUUUUUACUAGACUCUCAAAAGAGGUGAUGUUCACAGAGGAGGAUGUGAAGUUUUACCUAGCAGAACUGGCAUUAGGACUGGACCACCUUCAUAGCUUGGGUAUCAUUUACAGGGACCUCAAACCUGAAAACAUUCUUCUGGAUGAGGAGGGACACAUCAAACUCACAGAUUUCGGCCUGUGUAAAGAAGCCAUUGAUCAUGAGAAGAAAGCUUAUUCCUUCUGUGGCACUGUGGAGUACAUGGCACCAGAGGUCGUGAACAGGCAGGGACACACCCACAGCGCCGACUGGUGGUCGUUCGGGGUACUAAUGUUUGAGAUGCUGACGGGAGCGUUGCCAUUUCAAGGGAAGGACCGCAAAGAAACCAUGAAUCUCAUUCUGAAGGCUCGUCUUGGAAUGCCUCAGUUCCUGAGUGCAGAGGCCCAAUCUUUGCUCAGGGCUUUGUUCAAAAGGAACCCUGCCAACAGACUGGGAUCUGGUGCCGAUGGCGCUGAGGAGAUUAAGCGGCACGGUUUCUUCUCCACCAUAGACUGGAAUAAACUCUUCCGAAAAGAAGUAAAGCCUCCGUUCAGACCAGCGGUCGCACGUCCAGAUGACACUUUCUACUUCGACUCCGAGUUCACUUCCCGCACACCUAAAGACUCCCCUGGUGUACCCCCCAGUGCUGGAGCUCACCAGCUCUUCAGAGGCUUCAGCUUUGUUGCAUCAACUCUGUUAGAGGAGGAUGGUUCAUCAGAGCCAGUGCAGGCCCCACCACAUCCAGUGGUUCAGCAACUACAUGGGAAAAACGUCCUUUUCAGCGAUGGCUACGUACUGAAGGAAGAUAUAGGGAUGGGCUCUUUCUCCGUCUGUAAACGUUGUAUCCACAAAGCCACCAACACUGAAUACGCUGUCAAGAUGAUUGACAAGACUAGCACAGACCCCUCUGAGGAAAUAGAGAUUCUGCUUAGAUAUGGACAGCACCCUAACAUCAUAACACUCAAGGAUGUGUACGACAACGGUAAGCAGGUGUUCAUGGUGACGGAGCUGAUGCGUGGAGGAGAGCUGCUGGAUCGGAUCCUCAAGCAGAAGUUCUUUUCGGAGAGAGAGGCCAGCGCUGUGCUGCACACUAUCACCAAGACUGUAGAGUACCUCCACUCACAAGGGGUAGUGCACAGAGACCUGAAGCCCAGCAACAUCCUCUAUGUCGACGAGUCGGGGAAUCCCGAGUCAAUCAGAAUCUGUGACUUUGGCUUCGCUAAGCAACUGCGUGCCAACAAUGGCCUGCUAAUGACCCCGUGCUAUACUGCUAACUUUGUAGCUCCUGAGGUGUUGAAGCGUCAGGGCUAUGAUGAGGGAUGUGACAUCUGGAGUCUCGGGGUUUUGCUGUACACCAUGCUGGCUGGUUUCACUCCAUUUGCCAACGGACCUGAAGACACUCCAAAUGAAAUCCUGAACAGGAUAGGCCACGGCCACUUCAGUCUGACUGGUGGUAACUGGGACUCCGUGUCUGAUGCCGCCAAGGACCUGGUGUCCAAGAUGCUUCACGUUGACCCCCAUCAGAGACUGACUGCUAAGCAGGUUCUCAAACACCCAUGGAUUGUCCGCAGAGACAAGUUGCCCAACAGCCAGCUCCCACACCAGGACCCCAAACUGGUCAAGGGUGCAAUGGCAGCUACCUACUCCGCCCUGAAGAACUCACAACCUACUCCAGAGCUCAAGCCCAUUGAGAGCUCCUUCCUUGCUCAGAGGCGUGUCAAGAAACUUCCCUCCACCUCUCUGUAGAGACUCUGAACAGCCAAUCAGGUCACAGGAGUCUGAUCAAAACCACACCUCCUGGCUCCAAACCACCCAGUCAGCUUGCUCGGGGACUUGGUGUCGACACGCCAAUACCAGCCAAGGAACACCGACUGUGGUCCUGCCCCCAUCUUGUGACAUCAGUUGUCCCGCUCUAGCUAUCAUCCUCCUUGUGUGGGCUCGGCAGCUGCAGCUGUUAGCCGAUCUCCUUGACUAUCAAAAUAUCAUGACGAUGGAUGGGGGCAAUGAGGGCGAAAAAAAAUACAAAAAAAAUUUUAAAAAUGGGUGCAGGUUUUUUGGCAGAUGUGUUGGCGCCGUGUGGGUGUUUGUGCGAGUGUGUGAGCGUGUUUGUGCAUGACCCACUACAGAGUCGAUGCAGCCCUGUUUUUGAUAGUGACAAUGAAAGUUUUCUCUUCUCAUCUUUGCUGUAAUUGGUUGUCAUUCUUGCUGCACGCCUAUCCAUCUGCCUGUUUUUUGUUUUUUUUGCCGUCUGUCCGUUCUUUUUGUAGGGUUUUUGAGCUUCGUAUUAGCGGUUGUGCUGCCAAUUCAACCUGUGCCGACAGCACAAAACCACAGUACUGUCCAAACUGCUGUUAAAUGUUUCUCAGAGAACGUUAUUGAUAUGAAUAUUAAAACAUUUUUGCCAUAAAUGCCUCUUUGGCUUUGGUACAGCCAGAAUAUGUGCAUUCUAGAAAAUGUCAGUUGCUGAUGUUUUGGUUAGUGUCAAUCUAUGCUUGCGUUUUGUUUUAUGGAGAGUGUGUGCGGACGCGUGCGUGUGUGUGUGGGCGUGUGUGUCAGUUGCAUGACUUGCAGUGUGUGUCUGUACUGUCUCGCGGGAUGCUGCAGAGUCAUGUGCAUGGUCCGGUGAUGUGGCUUUCUCGUUUCGCUCCUAUUCCUCUUCUCUGCUUGGUCAAUCUGCUGGCAACCAUUUGAGAUGUCUGUUAUUUUUAUUACUAUAAAAACUAGUAACAUAGAUGGCUUUCUGUGAAAGAAACCCUGCCCAAGGAACAAUGUGGCAUGUUAAAAAUUCUAUAUUUGCAUUGUUUUCUUUUUUUUAGUUGUUAUCACUGUGUUUCUUGGAUAAUGCCUAUUGAAUACUGUUUCCUGUGUUGGUUGUUUUUGCUGUCGAUUGUUUUGUUUUUUUUCUCUUUAUCCAAAGAAAGUAGUGAUUUAAAAUAGUGAAAGACAUGCUGAGCACAUCACAGCCUGUGGACUUGAUGCCGCACAGGUCUCUUCUUCUGUUUAAUAAGUCAGGGCUGGCUGCUGUCUUUAUGGAAAUAAGCACUUGUUAAAAUCUCUGUCAAAUCACUGGUUAUAAUGUCACACAGACUUGCCCUUAUUGUGGAUUAUCUUUUUUUCAUUCAUUAUAUUGGAAUUCCAUUUGUUGAUUAUCCGACUCGUUAGUAUUUUAUUGACACUGAAUACGAGGCCUAGAGUUAAAGGUGUCUCAGUGUAAGCUUCUCCACGGAGUAGGUCCUGCUUUUAGCUCAGUGCCUAGGCCUACAGGUGAGGCGGAAUGUCUUGCAUGGAAAGCACACCGUAAGGAUAAGAAGAUGCUGUGCAUGUGUAGAAGGAAAGACCUGUGUGGCUUAAGAAUCUAUGAAGCAGCUGUCUUACCUCAAAAGAAAUCAAAGUUAUAUUAUAAUUCUUGUUUGGUGGCAAAAAUCUCCCUCCUUUGUCAAAAUUUAUGGUAAGAUGUUAUUGUAUGAUAAAGAUGAAGAUUUUUAUAUCUUACAAUAUUAAAAAUUGA
Pelmatolapia mariae (spotted tilapia) is the source of this 4592-nucleotide messenger RNA. RefSeq names its product ribosomal protein S6 kinase a, polypeptide 1 (gene rps6ka1). Gene Ontology annotation, biological process: intracellular signal transduction; peptidyl-serine phosphorylation; positive regulation of DNA-templated transcription. NCBI's taxonomy places the organism in Eukaryota, Metazoa, Chordata, Actinopteri, Cichliformes, Cichlidae. The record is from RefSeq and is a predicted model, not a curated record. Gene Ontology annotation, molecular function: ATP binding; magnesium ion binding; protein serine/threonine kinase activity. Bases 623 to 2830 code for a protein of 735 amino acids. The transcript is spliced from 22 exons.